Gaeumannomyces tritici R3-111a-1 is the source of this 5653-nucleotide messenger RNA. RefSeq names its product DNA-directed RNA polymerase I subunit RPA1. The coding region runs from base 244 to 5424 and encodes 1726 amino acids. Gene Ontology annotation, biological process: DNA-templated transcription. NCBI's taxonomy places the organism in Eukaryota, Fungi, Ascomycota, Sordariomycetes, Magnaporthales, Magnaporthaceae. Gene Ontology annotation, cellular component: RNA polymerase I complex. Gene Ontology annotation, molecular function: DNA-directed RNA polymerase activity; DNA binding. The record is from RefSeq and is a predicted model, not a curated record. The transcript is spliced from 2 exons.
UGGACCCAUUGAUUUCCUACACCUCACUGGCUCCCCGCAAGAGACCCAGGGCGAUUGGAGUUGUGAAAGUGUAGCAAUUGUCGAGCUGCGGUCUCUCCUUCGUCGGCCUUCUCCGCCUUCCCUCGCUCUUCUCUUCUUGGCACCGUACUAUCAUCGUCCUGCUACUGCUUCCUCAGGUCGAUCGCAUUGGAACCCUUUCUCUCCAGCUAGGGCGCGGGGUGACCCUCCGCAGCAGCAGGAAUCAUGAAUAUCUCCCAGCCUGUGGUCUCAUCGGUAGAUAGUGUCGAGUUCACCUUCCUCUCUGCCGAGGAGAUCCGGGCUUUCUCCGUCAAGAGGAUCGAAAAUGACAACACAUUCGACACUCUGCUGAACCCUGUCCCAGGCGGUCUUUACGACCCUGCCUUGGGCGCCUGGGGCGAAUCCCUCUGCACAACUUGUAACCUGGGACCGUCGAGCUGCCCUGGGCACCCGGGCCACAUCGAGCUGCCGGUCCCCGUCUACCAUCCUGUCUUUAUGGACCAGACGUUGCGUCUGCUGCGAGCGCAAUGCGCAUACUGCCACAAGUUCCGCCUGCGCCGUACAGAGAUCCAUCGCUUCGUGUGCCUCUUCAGGCUACUCCAGUACGGUCUUCUGGCCGAGGCACGCAUUCUCGAUGCCAUGGGGGAAACCAUACCCGGCCUCUCCACCGCCAACCGCCUGCGCCACGAGGAUGAGUCCGAGUCCGAAGCAGAGGACGAGUCGAAUCUAGAGGAUGCUGUCGUCCGGAAGAGGGACUCGUAUGUGCGCAAGGUUCUCAAGCGCCACCGAAUUAGCAUCGGCGAGAUACGGAAGGGGAAGCACGAGGGCGCGUCUGAAAUGCGCAGAGAGUUGGUGAAGGACUUCCUGAGGGACAUCGCCAAGGGCCGUAUAUGCGCCAGCUGUCAAGGCAUCUCGCCCACGUACCGGAAGGAUGGCUUUGUCAAGAUAUUCGAAAAGCCCCUUUCAUCCAAGGAGCAGGCCAAGAUGGCACAAGGAAGCUUCAAGCUUCGCGACGCCAUGGUCAUCCGUCAGAAACCCAAGCGGAAAGACGAAGGCUACCAAUCUGACGAGGCCAUUGCCGACGUGGACAUGCAGUCUUCCGAUUCUGCGGGCGAGGAGAGCGGCGAGGGCGAUGACCUGGAUAAAAGCGGCAAAGUCGUGAAAGUCCCCAACUCCAAACAACCCAACAAUGCUGGUAGCUCAACGACACACCGUUACCUCACAUCGCGAGAAGUCAUGGAAAGACUGAACCUCCUGUUCAAAAAGGAGCAUGAAGUCUUGAGCCUGUUCUACAACUCUAAGCCCAGCAGCAAGAGCUCGAAGAAGCUUGCGGCCGAUUUGUUUUUCAUCCAGACCGUCUUGGUGCCGCCCAGUCGAUACCGGCCAGAGGCCCGGACCGGCGAUGCCCAGGUCGCUGAGGCGCAGCAGAACAACCUGUACAAGAUGGUUCUUCGGAGCGCGAAUAAGGUCACCCAGACUUUCCGCGACCUUCAGGAUCCCAACAGCAUGUUGUCGCGACGGCACGGGGGUGACAACACGGUACUGUACGAGGCCUGGACCGAAGUGCAGAACAGCGUCAACUCGCUGAUCGACUCCACCAAGAACCCGGCCCAGGGGGCUGCCGCCAAGGGCGCCGAGGAAGGCAUCAAGCAAAAACUCGAGAAGAAAGAGGGCCUUUUCCGGAAGAACAUGAUGGGCAAACGGGUCAACUACGCGGCCCGCAGUGUCAUCUCGCCCGACCCAAACAUCGAGACCAACGAGAUCGGCGUCCCGCCCGUCUUUGCGCGGAAGCUAACCUACCCGGAGCCUGUCACCAGUCACAACUUCAAAGAUAUGCAACAGGCUGUGAUCAACGGUCCCGACAAAUGGCCUGGCGCUACCGCUAUCGAGAAUGAAAACGGCCAGGUGGUCAACUUGAGGAACAAGUCGCCGGAGGAACGUGCGUCGCUUGCUAACCAGCUGCUGGCGCCGACGAGCAAUAACUCCGGCGGAAUGCGCAACAAGAAGGUCCAUCGCCACAUUUCCAACGGUGACGUCGUUUUGAUGAACCGCCAACCUACCCUGCACAAGCCGUCCAUAAUGGGUCACCGAGUCCGGGUCUUGCCGGGCGAGAAGACCAUCAGGAUGCACUACGCCAAUUGCAAUACAUAUAAUGCGGACUUUGAUGGAGACGAGAUGAACAUGCACUUCCCCCAGAACGAAAUUGCCAGGACUGAGGCACUGCAGCUUGCCGACACAGACCAUCAGUACAUUUCCGGUACCGCAGGCAAGCCACUGCGUGGUCUCAUUCAAGACCAUCUUUCAGUGUCAGUGGCCCUCUGCAACAAGGACACUUUCCUUGACCGAGGUGCCUACCACGAGCUGGUCUACAACGCCUUGCGCCCAGAGAGUGGCCACAUCCUCCGCGAGCGAAUCGAGCUUGUCCCGCCCGCCAUCAUCAAGCCUUUUCCACGGUGGACCGGAAAGCAGGUGAUCACGACUGUUCUACGCAACAUCAAGCCCCUCGACUGCGGCGACUUGUGGAUGAACGGCAAGAGUUCUGUGGCUGCGAAUCUUUGGGGAGUACACGUCGAAGAGGGACAUGUCAUGUUCCGGGACGGCGAAUUCAUCUCAGGCAUCCUGGACAAGGCCCAACUCGGCCCCAGCUCCGGAGGCCUGAUCCACUCAGUACACGAAGUCUACGGGCCCGCUAUUGCCGGCAAGCUUCUCAGCAGCCUAGGCCGACUUCUGACCAGGUAUCUCAACAUGCGCGCCUUCACAUGUGGCAUGGACGACCUAAAGCUUACUGCGCAGGGUGAGGCCGACCGGAAACGCAUUAUCGAGACUGGGGCGCACACUGUGGGCCUCGAGGUUGCGGCCAAGUAUGUGAGCCUUGACAAGCAAGCCCCAGGCAGCACCGACCCCGAGCUUCUUCGUCGACUUGAAGAAGUUAUGCGGGAUGACAGCAAGCAGGAAGGACUUGACGCGUUGAUGAACAGCGGGAGCAAGGACAUGUCGACAGCCAUCACCAAGGCGUGCCUUCCCGCGGGCCUCGAGAAGCAAUUCCCCAAAAAUCAAAUGCAGGCAAUGACUGUGUCGGGAGCCAAGGGAGGUCAAGUCAACGCCAAUCUCAUCUCGUGCAACCUGGGGCAACAGGUUCUAGAAGGCAGGCGAGUCCCGUUGAUGGUCAGCGGCAAAUCUCUUCCUUGCUUCAAACCAUUCGAGACAAAUAUCCGGGCAGGUGGCUACAUUGUGAACCGCUUCCUCACGGGAAUCAGGCCGCAGGAGUACUAUUUCCAUCACAUGGCUGGACGUGAGGGCCUAAUCGACACUGCUGUCAAGACUUCGCGUUCCGGGUACCUCCAGCGUUGCUUGAUCAAGGGGAUGGAGGGCCUAGAGGUUGGAUACGACAACUCGGUCCGCGACUCGGACGGCUCCCUUGUGCAGUUUCUAUAUGGCGAGGAUGGACUCGACGUGGCCAAGCAAAAGUACCUCACUGAUUUCACCUUCGUCCUCCAAAACCUCAAGUCCGAAGUCGCCCAGCUGAACAUCGCCGACCCACGAACCGAGCCUUUGUUCGAUCAGAGGGACGAGAUCAUGAAGCAGAAUAGGUCCAACGUCAAGAGGGCCAAGGCAAACCCCAUGUUCGCCGAGGAUCCUGUCAACGCCAUUCUCAACCCCGCGCUCCACGCGUUUGCCACGUCGGAGAAGUUCUUUGACAAAAUGUCAUCGUAUCUCAAGGACAACCCGGAUGGCCUUGUCAAGGAGAAAGACAAGGAGAAGAAUGCACAGCGACAGGACCUAUCUUUGCCAUCGUCGCGAGCCCGCCUGGGCCGCAAGCUUGCGGAGAAGGUGCUGUCGGCCAAGUACAUGAGGUCUUUGGUGCAUCCAGGGGAGGCUGUCGGCAUCGUGGCUGGGCAGUCGGUCGGAGAGCCUUCGACACAGAUGACACUCAACACCUUCCAUCUUGCUGGUCACUCGGCCAAGAACGUCACGCUUGGUAUCCCUCGUCUCCGAGAGGUACUGAUGACGGCCAGCACCAAAAUCUCCACGCCUGCGAUGACGCUGAUUCUCAACGAGGAACUGUCCCAUAGCGACGGCGAGAAAUUUGCCAAGAGCAUCAGCAUCCUCCCGCUGGCUCACGUCAUGGACAAGGUGACCGUCUUCGAGAGGGUUGGGGCGGGCAUCGCUCACCCUCUGGCCAAGCUGUAUGACAUAAGGCUCCGCUUCUUCCCAUCCACCGAAUACACCAAGACGUAUGACAUCGGCAUAACCGACGUGUUGGACACUGUCGAGGCGAAGUUUGUUGGGAUUCUUAGCAAGUUGGUGCAGAAAGAGGUCAAGAAGAAGAGCUCGGAUGUCAGCAGCGCGACUCCGGUGGUUGGCGAAAAGUCUGGCGUCAUCGAGAUGGCCACAGCAGGCCCGAGUGAAGGCGGCCGUGCUGGGGAGGACGAUGAUGACGAGAGCGAAGAUGACGACGGCGACGCCACGGCUGCGAAACAGAGAGCGAACAGAAGCGAGGCGGUCUCGUAUGGUCCCAACGACGACGAGGACGACGCGAUCCAGAACGAGAUGCAGCAAGAUACCGAGUUCGACGACGAAGGAUUUGGAGGUAGCCCGCCUCCUAGGCCGCCAAAGAUGAAGAUUCCGGGGGCUGAUGACGAGCUCGAGAGGCUGGGAGGCGACGACGCGAUGGUGGCUGCCGCUUCCAAGAACCGCGAGCGCCGGAUACGGGAUAAGCAUCCAGAGGUGACGAGAUUCCGGUGUGACGAGACAUCUGGGGAAUGGUGCGAGAUGACACUCGAGUUCAGCGCCAGUAUCCCCAAGAUCUUGAUGCUUAGCUUGGUUCAGGAGGCUGUCCGCAAGGCGCUCGUCCACCAGAUAGCGGGUAUCAUGAACUGCACCUUUGUUUCAAAUGCCGAGGUAACAGAUCCGCGGACAGGCGAGGAGAAGAGGAUGGCCGUGGUUCAUACAGCCGGCUCCAACGUACGCGCCAUGCAACAGUAUGCCGAGUAUAUCAACCCGAACAGGAUUUCCACCAACGAUAUCGCCGCGGUGCUGGAGAUCUACGGCGUCGAAGCCUGUCGGAACAGCAUCAUCCAGGAGUUGCGUGCCGUCUUCGAGUCACACGCCAUCGCCGUCGACAAUCGACACCUCAAUCUGAUCGGUGACCACAUGACCAAGAGCGGCGGCUUCACCCCAUUCAACCGAAUGGGGCUUCGUGGAAACGUAAGCCCCUUCACCAAGAUGAGUUUCGAGACGACACUCGCGUUCCUGAAGGACGCAGUGCUGGACGGCGACUGGGACGACCUGUCAACACCCAGCAGCCGUAUAGUGCUAGGAAGGCUAGGCCAUGUCGGAACUGGUGCUUUUGACGUUCUGACCCAGGCGCCUAUGAAUCAUUUUGAUUCGUUUGCCUCCCAUUGAGUCACAUCCCAUCGAGGCAGAUGGACCAGCGGUUGUAUGAGAGAGAUUAUGCCUGUGGCCGGUUGGGCCGCUGUGUACUUAGGUAGUUGGUCCAAGAUAUUUUACGCAUAUUUGUUUUCUGUGCUUGAAACAGCAGCUCUACGCAUAUAUUCCGGAUGCGACAACAAAUGUGUGUAGCAUUGCCUUCCAGCCAGCCCAACUUAAGUCUACCCGUUUUGUUCACAGCGGC